Messenger RNA from Pocillopora meandrina, 9338 nucleotides. The record is from the annotation of a GenBank genome assembly. NCBI's taxonomy places the organism in Eukaryota, Metazoa, Cnidaria, Anthozoa, Scleractinia, Pocilloporidae.
AUGGCCAAAAAGGUCUUGUACGCAGUAGGGCUGUUGAUCAAAACCGUGCUGUUAUGCUGUACAGCUGCACAGCAAUGGGAGGCUACGGGCCAGCCGGAAGUUUCCAAAUUUGGGAUGAUGCUACAACGCCACAUCUUCAAGAGGAUCACGGGGGCUGGUCUUUCAGAUGUGUGCUUGCGGGGAUGCUAUGCUGACGUCAGAUGUCAAAGUUUCAACUACGUCUUUACGCAAGACAUAUGUGAGCUGAGCAACCGAACCAAGGAGGCCAGACCGGAGGAUUAUGUUCCGAACCCUGAGAGAUUUUACUUUAAGCGAGAUUACAAACGAGGUUUGUAAAUUUUUUUUCAGUCUUCUUCCCUUUAAAGACAUUUUCAGAGCGCAGAAUUUCAACCCAAAAUUAAGAAAUUGUAUCACAUCACUUCCCUUUAUUGCCUUAAGUCAAGUCGCCCUCAAAUUGAGUGUCCCCGCCCCUAAGACGAACAUCAAAUCUUGCUUACUUGGAAUGCGAUGCUACUAUGAUUGCUUUUUCUUCCAGUCCCUCUCGGUUCCAUCCCUGAGCUGCCUGCGGAGACUUGCCAGGAAAUCAAAAUGAGCGAAGGAGGUCAAGCGGUCAGCGGCAAAUACUGGUUUCACUCGAUUGUACCCGAGAGGACUGUUCUGGCUCCUUGUGACAUGAAAACCGAAGGUGAAUUCAAGCGUUUAUCAAUUCACAUCUUCUACAGACAAAAGUCGGUUAACCACGAACAAAAACGUUGACAGAGAUGUUAUAGGUAGACUGCAACCACCUGACCCCCCCUCCCCCCAUCCCAAUAUUCAUGGGGGGGAAAUGAGAAAAUAAAGCAAAACAAAAUAAAAAUAGUAAGAUAUCUGACGGAAACAAAGCUAUGAAGGAAUGUUAUAAUCUCUCUUAAACUGAUCGAUUUGAGAACAGGUCAAAUAGAAUUGAAAAAUUUCUUUUUUGACACAGAGAUAAUCAUUCAAUAGCAAAUUGUUAUCACAACUUUAUAGUGACGAAAUUUAACGAAUAGGGAAGGGGAAGUUUUGCUUCCUGAUAGGGUCGUACAAAGCAAACUUUUGGCUCCCACCGGAAGCAAUUGGUCUGAUGAAUCCACGAACGAGUCAUAAUUCAGGGAAUACCCUCCUUUUUGCUUUUAAACUAACCGCAGACUAUUCCGUUUUUUCAGACGUGGACGAGUGUAAUUCGACCAUUCCCGUGUGUGACGUCAACGCUGAGUGCGUGAACACCAUCGGUUCUCACAGUUGCUCGUGCAAAGCUGGUUUUACUGGAAACGGAAAAAAGUGUGUUGGUAAGUUAGUGAAAUGACUUUUACUAUUGCCUGAAGCAAGUCAUUUUAAAACAAAGCAAAACCAAAACAAUCCCGGCUUAAUCUGGACACUCGAUUAAAACAAAUUACUUUAAUAACCGAUUGGAAUUAUUUCCCACACCAUGUCACGUUCAAUUGCUUAUACGGCGAGACGCUUUCGCCAAUAACAGUCAUUUUCGAUCGACUCUUGCUUUUGAAUUCAAGCCAUUUAGUUUUUUUAUGCAUUCUCUCAGAUGUGGACGAAUGUGCCAAUAAAUCGCAUGACUGUGACGCCAAUGCCUCCUGCAACAAUACCGCUGGUUCCUAUCGAUGCACCUGCAAUUCCUGGUACCAAGGAAACGGAACAAGCUGCUAUUUUUGUGAGUUUAACUAAUAUUGAGAUACAAGUGACCUCAGUUUGUUAUGAUACUCGCAUUUCGCAUUCUCUUUCUUUCUGUAUCGUCAUAUGAAGCUUACAAUUUUGGAAAUAUAUUUUUUUAACAUGAGUCGGUCCUGAAUCGAGACCAAGAUGGAAUUCGUCCCAAAAACGGGCUACAUUAUGACCCCUUACUCCUUAGCACCAGUACAGAUAUUCUCCUCGCUGUUCUCUAUACAUACCGUGUGGUGCUGCCAAGGGAAUUUGUUUGACAAUCAACAGCUUUAUAACUUGGUGAUUAUUUCCUUUAUUCCCAUGAUUCUGAUGUUUGGUUCAGCGGUAAUACGGUGAGGAGAAGUUAAAUGCCAAACCCUCUUAGGGGUUAAAGGGUUGAAGAAUACAUCUCACUUGGCGCCUAACUUACCACCCCCCACCCUCUCCUCAAAAAAGAAACAGUAUCAUUGAUCUUUGAAGUUUGUUGCUUACAACUAUGUCGAACUUUCUAUCUUGAUCAGCCGAAUCACUCAGAACUUUUUCCAUAAUCAAAAAAAGCUGCAGAAAUGUUAACGUGAAUUUUUUUGACUAAUUGAAAGUUUCAAAAUGCGAUUAAUUUUAGUAGCCAUUAUUCUCUUUGGUAAUUCCUCAAUAGGCAGGUACAACAACAGGAUAAUAGUACCCAAUGUAAAUAAGAUCCUUACCACCUGUUAAUAAGGUCAGACAGCACUUGCUUCGGUACCAGCUCCUUUUUCGUGAGUUUAAUUAACAUUGAGGCACGAGCGACCUCAGUUUGUUUUGAUACUCGCAUUUCGCAUUCUCUAUCUUUCUUCUACGUCAUAUGAAGCUUAUAAAUCUUUGGAAAUUAGUUGUCAAAUAUAUAUAUAUUUUUUAACAUGAGUCGAUCCUGAAUCGAGACUAAGACCCUAGGCAAGACGGAAUUCAUACAUACCAUAUGGUACUGUCAAGGAAAUUUGUUUGACAAUCAAGAGCUUCAUAACUUGGUGAUUAUUUCCUUUAUUCCCGUGAUUCUGAUGUUUGGUUCGGCAGUAAUACAGUGAGGAGAAAUUAAAUGCGAAUCCUUUGAACUUUCUAUGUUGAUCAACCUUAAUUCUUAAUUUUUCACUCUUAUCACGUUUUUAUCGCAUGGUUUCCUCUAAUUCUAAGAAAACAUUAGUUGGUGCAAAUAACGAGGCGAGAUAUGAUCAGGUGUACUGGGUUUAGCAAUCUGGAAUGUCAUAAAAACACGCUUUCAUCGUGUAAACACGUCUAUAAGGGAGACAGUGUUUCCAUAAGAGCACCUCCCAGUUCACACGGCGUCGGAAAGGCAAGUUGUGUCUUAGAUCGAUGUGCGUCACACAACGGUUGUCACGCUGUAAUUCGUAAAAACGAAAAAGCAAGUUGUAGACAUUACCACCACCAAGAUGACGAAUGCAACAUGACGCCAAAGCUUCAAGGUAGGACAAUCCUUACCUUUUCUCCCUUUUUCGGUUUUUCGUAUAGGUGGCCUUAAUAGUUCCGUUAUUCUUACCAGCCUCGACUACAACAACUACACAGGUAAGCUGCUUUCUUACCUAGAGCCAGUCCUCCUGAGUUCAAAAUGGAGCAGGUUUGUGAAGUGUUGGCAUGUUAAGACAGACGGCUGGGCAGCAUCGACAUUCCACAGCAACUGUGAUGGGAGGGGACCCACAGUGACAAUCAUAAAAGUGAACGAUUACAUAUUUGGUGGAUACACCGAUGUAUCAUGGAGCAGUAAGUAGACUUAGGCCAUUAAUCUUUUUUUUUGGUGCAAAGUUUGAAAGAUUUAGAAGGGAAAAUAAUUAACGUUGAAAGGCAAUGAAUCUAGCUUGGUGUCUAAAACAGAAAAAAAAAUGUCCCCUAAAAGGUGUUUCUUGAAAUUCUUGGUAAAGUUACGGGCCCAAAGCCAUGUCUUAGGAUAGAAAUCUAAGCAAUAGUUGUUUGAACCGUUUCUCAAAAAACCGAUCCACUUUUGUUUCGUCUUAUGAUAUUCUCAUUGUUUGAGUUUCAAAACUAUCCAUAACUCAAUCUUGAAUAUAAAAAACAGCUUUUUGGGGCUGGUCCCAGAUCGUUCACCUGUCUAAUCUUUGGAUGCAUCUCUGCAUCUCCCUUUCAAUCAACAUUCUAGGUACCUAGGUGAUUGGUCUUACGCCACCAAGGCCUUUUUUUUCUCACUUAAUGAGUGUCGCAAAGCCAAAACCAAGUUCAUUAAAACGGGCCAAGCAAAACAUAGGACAAGAACAAAAGCUGUGCGAGGCGAGAGAAAAACGCGAUAUACCAUGUCACACUUGGUAUAAGAAUGAUUGACGUAUCCUGUACCAGAAGCCCUACUCUCUCCCCCCCCCCCCCCCCUUUAGGAUCUCUUGAUGCGUGGUAACGUUUCUAUAGGGCUCCGCUAUGACCCUUCAAAGUGCUCUCGUUAAUAAGAAUUUAGUAAGGGUUGGUUAACCGCCAUGGCGAGUUUAUAGAAGCUUCAAAAAUUCGCUGCAGCAGUACCCACCUUCAUUAACUUAUACUUGUCAUCCAUUCGUAGAUCAUCCCACUUCUCUUUUUUGAGAGACCUCAAGGAAUCGUAGGAUGGUCUAACAAUUGACUAAUAGAACUUACAUUACUAUGUUCAUACAACACCGCCCAUAAUAUAGGUUCAUGUGGGAACUCCCAUGCUUGGAAAGCCUUUCUCUUCUCCCUCAGAUCAACAACAUCAAAGGACCGAUCCAUUUUGUUUUGUAUCUUGAUAUUCUUAUCGUUUGAAUUAAGAAACUAUCCAUAACUCGAUCUUUAAUGUAAAAACGGGUCUGGUCCCUGAUCCUAUACCUGUCUAAUCUUUGAAUGCAUCUCUGCAUUUCCAUUUUAAUCAACAUUUUAGGUUCCUGUUUUUGGUCUUACGCCACCAAAGCCUUUUUAUUCUCAUUUAACAACAUCAAAGGAUACAAUCCUGUGAAGCUGACACAAUACCGAAACCAGCAAUACGCAAUGUACACAUGUUCCAAUUACGGACCCACUUUUGGUCGGGGACAUGACAUUUACAUAAUUGGCGACGCUGUAAAUAACUCUUAUACUGAAUGCGGCGAGACUUACUCCAACCCCACGGGUUAUUCGGGUGUAAACUGUGGAUUUUUCACAGGAAGUUAUCAUUUUACUCCAUCUGACAUUGAAGUUUUCUUCGAAAUAGGUAAGUUAUUGUACAGAAACACUUAGAACCCUGUCGUAAAUAUACGAUGAAUAAAUAUAUAAACUCUAUAAUCCUUUGCAACGGUCAGGGAUUCUAAAAGCGCAUGUGCUGAAGCAUAUUCAGCGGCGAAAUACUAUCGAGGUUAUUGUGGCAGCAGUGGUCAGUGAACUGUAUCUUAGUUCCAGCGUAGCAGUGCACAUCAGGUAAGUCAGGGAAAAAAUUGAUCUAGAUGCCAUGUUUUGCCAUGACAUUGAAUCGCUGAGUCGGGCUGAAGUAGACAGUUCAACCCAGCUAAACUGAACUUUUGGUUUUCGGUUUUCGUGUCCCAGUUUUAUACGCACUUGAGAAAAUGUGUUCUCGUGAAAUUUAGUUGAUAUGUUUUCAAAAUAAAUGCACAGGAAAAUAUUGAGUUAAAAUGGGAACGCAUGGUUAGCACCUCGCCCUGUGAAUAAGAACAUCUGGAGCUCUGAUUUUUGUGAAAUACUCUUAUGGUUGUGAAAGAAGAAAAUACAUCUUUCUCUAUUCUAGAACGUCCGUUAUUAUAAUUUUCAUUCGAGUUUCUUUUACGCACACAGGUGGCCUUGGUGCAUCUAUAAUACUUGAAAGCCUGGACCCCAAUAAAUAUUUGGGAAAGCUAAUUUCGUUUUUAGAGCCAGUUCUUACCGGUACAUCCCGUACUGACUUUGCUAGGUGUUGGCAUGCUAAGACUGACGGCUGGGCGGCAUCGACAUUCCACAGCAACUGCGAUGGGAGGGGACCCACAGUGACAAUCGUCAAAGUGAACGAGUACAUAUUUGGUGGAUACACUGAUGUGUCCUGGAGCGGAGGCAGGAAUAUCAAAUUUUUUUAAGUGAAAAUAAGACAAUUAUAUAGGAUCAAGUAUCGUUCCUUUUGGGAUUCAAAGGGGGAGAGAGAGGGUGCCGAAGGAAAUUUUAAAUGAUGCUCCUCUGAUAAGAGCGCUUAGCCUUUAUUAUUUUAUAUUAGUUUUUUGGCCAUCAAGAUUUCUUCACACCUAUAUUGUCUAUAGAAAUGUUUCCUAUUUGAUACACCUACAGAACAACAUUACAUCCUAACACGUCUAGUAAUGACAACACUUAGAACAAAGGGAUCUUUUCCUUUAAGUCUCAAAACAUUUACUCGCUUUUCUUCACAAUAAUCCCUUAAAUCUUUCAUAAUUGUUUUUGGUAUCCGUUUCAAUACCCAAACUAGUAAAAUAUCUCCCUCCCUUUCACAAAUCUCUAGUCUGAAAAAAAAAACUCCCCGUCUAGCUCAUGAUAGAAAAUGAACUCCCCACCCCUCUCCUUCCUCAGGGGGUUUAUGUUUUCUUUCAGCUUUUUAAUGUACGACUACAUUGUUCUUCUAUUUCAGCUGGUUCUUGCGCAGGUCAUGCCUACGCUAGUAAAGCUUUCAUCUUCUCUCUCUAUAACGUCAAAGGAUACAAUCCCGUAAAGUUGACACAAUACCUAUAUCAGCAAUAUGCAAUGUACAGAUGUAAUACGUAUGGACCCACCUUUGGCGCUGGGUAUGGUCAUGAUAUCUACAUAUCCGACGGCUCUGGAAACAACCAAAACUCCUACACCAGAUGCGGUUCCACGUACACGAAACCCUCAGGGUACUCAACUGGUAACUGUGGUUUUUUUACAGGGGGGUCUAAUUUCUCUCCAACGGACGUCGAAGUAUUCUAUGAAGCAGGUAAUCAAGAAAAACACCCCUUUCCGAGGAUAAAUACUUUGUAGGGCCUGUAGCAAAAUCAAAUCGCGUAUUGUAGAAAUAUUCUCAGAAAGUUGUGUUGCUAGAUUACGGAAAGCUUACUUUUUUGUCAUUUUAAGGGCAUGUGUAGGCUUAUAAAGUCCUUUUGUAGUAUUCAUUUAAGUUCGUCACGCAACGCGUUGCAUGACGAGCCUGACAAGACUUUUGUCUGAGUUGCCGCGGGGAUUUGUGGGUAUUACAUUAAACGAAAUUGUUAAGGCCACUUGAAAGAACGGCUGAGUUAACAAAAAAAUUUCAGACAUGUUUUGAUGCUACUCUGGCUCAAAGAUUUUAAUGAAUGUAACCGAGACGUUACAAUUCAUAGACCCAAUCUUUCGACACUCCUGUCUAGUGCAUUCAUCAGGGGUGAUGAUGACGACAUUAGACAGGAGGGUUGAAACGUUGGGUCUAUGAAUUGUAACUUUUCGGUUACACUCAUUAAAUCUUUAAACCAGAGUAGCAUCAAACCAUGUCUGAUUGUCCAUCUGGUUGCUUUGUGAACUUUAAAACAAAUUUAGACGGGCUGAGGAUUUUCUAACUUGCCUGAUCAGUAAUGUUAGAUUAUCAUAUCUAGCGGGCCAAACGAGGGGUGAUGAAAUUAUCCACUUUAGAUUCAAAGGCGACACCACCAAUCAAAGCCAACUGUAAUUUUUCCUUUCUUUUCCCACCUCAGGCCUCGGUUUGUCCGCCAUACUUCGAAGUCUUGAUUACAACCAGUACUUGAAGGUACUGUUUUCGUAUUUGGACCCAGUCCUUAUCAAUAAAGAACGUAGUAGGUUUGUGAGGUGUUGGCACGCAAAGACGGACGGUUGGGCAGCAUCAACAUUCCACAGUAACUGCGAUGGGAGAGGACCCACAGUGACUAUCAUCAAAGUUAACAGUUAUAUCUUUGGUGGAUACACUGACGUGUCCUGGACCAGUAGUGAGUAAAAAAACAAGCAAACAUCUCUCACAUGUAGAACAGAUAAUAAAUCGAUUAGUUGUGGACUUUUCUUGUAGCAGUGAGUUCAUUUCAGAAACAGAAAAUAUCACAUUAACAACUAAGAUACCAAAGUAGACAAACUCACAAAUAGCCUGAAAACGCGUUUGAAACGGGUUUUAACUUCAAGUCUUGUUUCGGAUUUGAUUUUUGAUUUUGAUUUGAUUUUGAUUUGAUUUAAUUCUGACAGCUCCAUUUCGUGCCAUUUCCCCUUGUUUCGUUGUAUUCAUUAUUAAUAUUGGAGAGCUGAAACAAAGGAUGUUAAGUUAACUCUCUCUUUAGAUCGUAAGCUGCCUUUGAAUAAAACUUCAGACCAUAUUUCAAAUGCUUUUUUUGAAAAGUGAAAUAUGCUCUUGAGUUCCUUGAAAUUUUCUCUAACAAAUUGUUCAGCUCUAGUUCGGCAAGUUAAAAAAAAAUCAUUUUUAUGGUUAUCAUCAUGAAUUUUAUUUCUCAUUCGCAUAGUUUCUAAUGCUCCUAAAUCUUUUCAUUUUAGGUCCCUGUGCUUAUUCUUCAGCCAGCAAAGCUUUCGUUUUCUCUCUUUACAACGUCAAAGGAUACAAUCCUGUGAAGCUGACACAAUACCGAUACCAGCAAAACGCAAUGUACAGAUGUUCCUCUUACGGACCCACUUUUGGUUGGGGACAUGACAUGUACAUACGUGACGACGCUGUAAACAUUCGGCAAUCUUAUACUAGAUGCGGUGGCACGUACUCCAACCCCACGGGCUAUUCAGCUGGAGAUUGUACAUUUUUCACAGGAAGUCGUCAUUUUACUCCAUCUGACAUUGAGGUUUUUUUCGAAAUAACAAACUAAACACUGAAAACUAUGCUGUUUCAGUAAGUAUCAAGUAAGUAUCGUAACAAUAGAGUUAAUAGAGUUAAUGCCUCCUCACACAAGGCCCGGUCAACAGAACUUGCCCUGUAUUCUCUCAGUGCUUAGUCGCUUAUUUCCCAUUUAAAAAAGUGUUCUGAUUGGUGGAAAAUCUACAGUUAAUUGUACCGAUAAACACAUAAUUUUAGUUACAAAAGACUGCACUUUCUAUUCGUUUACUAGCAUAAUAAACUACGCAGUAUGUUGGUAGAACACUCAAAAUGUUCGUAGAUUAUGAGCAGUGAAAGGGUGAGUUACAAACGUUCUCGUGUUCUACCAACAUCCUGUGUGGUUUGUUAAGCCAGUGAACCGAUAGAAAAAGCAGUCUAUUAUAAAAAGAUAGCGCAUUUUAGACUGGCAAGGUUGAGGGCGCCUCCAUUGAGUAAACUCUGCAAUUGGAAUAUCAUGCUGUAGGUGAGAAAUUCUUCAGUAUUGGCUGUAGAGCAUUCGAAAUAACAGAUCUUACAGUUAGAAAACACCCAAGUUUUAAGCCCUUUCCCCAUUGAAGAUGAGGAAUUUGAAGCGCGCACCGCCGUCGUGCGCUUUUAUUUGCGUCGCACGUGCAUUUUAUUUUCGUUGCACGUGCAUUUCAUUUCCGUCGCACGUGCAUUUCAUUUAACAUUUAACACUAUACUUUAUUUCAUGCAAAUCAUUUUGCCAUCUCCACCCGCAAAUAGCAAAAGCUAGACGAGGCAGGCGGAGAGGAAAGGUUACAACAGUCAUAACAGAUAAUAUAAUAAUUGUAAAGUAACUAAAUAAACUAUCUGGAUAAACAAGCUAAAGUUACAAAAUAUAUAGUCUUACAGAAUGAUAUUACAAUCAAAUUUACUACUAACAGAACUAUCAAUUAUAUACAUUGAGUCGAGGAUGCAGAAU